CAUAAAAUGUUGGAGUACCUAAGUACGAGCAGUUAAUGUGCAGUGUUUUAAGUUCGAGCGUCGUUUUCGUGACAUAGGUUGAUAGGAUAAUAUAAAACAUUGUUCAAUGCGGUUUUGAUUGUAUAAAUAAGAGAUCUAUUUAUAAGAAAAUAUUCAACGUAUAUAACUCUGUAAUUUUAUAAUUGUUCAAGUUUAAAUCUAGAACUUAACCUACAUAUCUUUUAGAAAAUAUUAAAUAUGUAUUUAUCUUUAAUCACGAAUUUUAAACAUUAUUAAUUUUAUCUAUACACUAAGAAUAUUUUAACUAAAUGAAAAGGUCGUUAACAUUUCGUAACAACUUAUUAAUUAACGAAUUUGAAAAAAAGAAAUUUUUCGUGUUUAAAAUUUAGAGUGCCAAAUAUUCCUAGAAAAAUGUUAAUGUUUUAAUAUUACACUUAAUCUUAACACUUAAUCAUUAACACUUAAUCUAAUGUUUAAAAUUCUUAAUUUAAAGUACUGAAUAUCAAAGCCUUCAAAAAAUUGUAUUAAAGAAAUUUUAUUUUAACAUUUACAUUAUGAUAAGGAGUGGAUAACUAAUUAUAAAUGUUGAAUGUUUAUAAAAACUUUAGAAACACUGAAAAUAUAUAGUUCUUGUGCUAUUACUCUGUCAAAGUUUAGUAUACAUAAGAGUGAUCAUUAUGAGUUCAGGAUUUAUAUCAGAAGCUGAAAUUGCAGAACAGCGAAGAAUACGACAAGAAGAAUGGGAACGUGUACGAACUGCAGACCAACCAUUAGAAGCUCCAGAAGAAACAUAUGAUACAAGAUCUUUAUAUGAACGAUUACAAGAACAAAAAAAUAAAAGAGAUGCAGAAUAUGAGGAAGCACAUAAGUUGAAAAAUAUGAUAAAAGGUUUAGAUGAUGAUGAAGUAGAAUUUUUGGAUUUGGUGGAUAGAACAAAAUUAGAAGAAGAGCGUAAAAAAAAUCUUGAAGAAGAAAAAGAAAUGCGAGAUUUCAAAGCUGCUGUUGCUUCAUUACAAGAAAAAUCCUUAAAUGAAAAAUUAAAACAAGAAUUAAAAAAUCCUCAAAUUGUAAAUAAAAAUAUUUCUUCUGGAAGUCGUACUUCGCAAUUAAAAUUAUUAGCUGGUGUUGUAGUUAAACGUCCUGAAAAACAAAAAGAAGAUCUUGCACGGGGUGUUAAAAGAAAAUCAUCUGAUGAAAGCAAAGACACAUCAAAGAAAGAAGAUUGUGAACUAAAUGAACAAAUAAUAGCUGAAUGCGAACCCGCAUUCAAAACUGAUACUUUAGAACAUAAAAAUAUAACAAAUGAAAUUGGCAUGAAGUGUAUUGGAAUUUUGCCUGGCCUUGGCACUUACGAAGAUUCUAGUGAUAGUGAAUGUAGUUCAGAUACAGAUCAAGAUCCGGAACCAAAUCAUUCCAAAUACGAUCUAUUAGGUCGAAAAAUAAAAAUUUUGAAAGAUAAAGAAAAAAGCUGAAUGCAAAGUAUUUACAAUCGCCUUUUUAUUCAUAGGUAUUACAGGUGUAAAACAUAAUGGUAGCUUUGAAG
This is a messenger RNA of Bombus huntii, 1543 nucleotides long. RefSeq names its product PSME3-interacting protein. The transcript has 7 exons. The record is from RefSeq and is a predicted model, not a curated record. The coding region runs from base 678 to 1472 and encodes 264 amino acids. Lineage: Eukaryota; Metazoa; Arthropoda; Insecta; Hymenoptera; Apidae. Gene Ontology annotation, cellular component: nucleus.